Ilyonectria robusta is the source of this 1250-nucleotide messenger RNA. RefSeq lists its product as uncharacterized. The transcript is spliced from 2 exons. The record is from RefSeq and is a predicted model, not a curated record. NCBI's taxonomy places the organism in Eukaryota, Fungi, Ascomycota, Sordariomycetes, Hypocreales, Nectriaceae. The coding region runs from base 250 to 1158 and encodes 302 amino acids.
AAAUCUAGCAGCGCUUGUUAGGGACUGCAAGCAAGUUGCAUAGCUCCUGGAUUGACGUCGUGUCAGGAGCCAGUGACUUAUACACGAGCCAACCUGCUUCCUCCGGCUCGUCGACGCUACUCACUUACACAAAUUGUCAUCCCACCAGCUGCCCAGAUCCUACCCAAUCCUCCCCAUCUCCCCAGACUUCAAUCCCAUCCCACCUAUCUGGCCGCCCAAUUCACAGGCCAUUCGCCCCCAAUCGCUACAAUGUCCGUCUCUGUCACUUCUUCAGAAACACUCGCUUCGCCUCCAUCAAACGUCCAAGCUGAGGCGGAACGGGAGACGCUCAAGCUCUCGUAUGCCAUCAGGCAACAUCCCGUCUCUGUCACACUCGAUGGAACCACCAUCUUCCUCUCGGCCAUGGCUCUCGUUCUUCUCAUCCACUUUGUCGAGUCCUACCAUGCCGAACUCCUCGUGAGCCUUGUUCCUGUACUCCUGCUCGUCCACAACGACUACCACAACUUCCUCAACCUCGGUCCCGGCGGCACACCCUCUACUUUCCAGGGAUACCUCCGCAUAACUUGGUUCCGUCUAUGGUCUCUCCGAGAUCCCUUCGUCGCCCCAGACUCUGAUCCCUCGCGUCUUCCCACGGCGGGCAUUCUACGCCGCUGCAAUCUUCCCUACCGCGCGGGUCCCCGCCCUACUGUAGCCGGCAUCGCUCCCCAGCGCCAGCUUGACCAACACGGGUCUCGGUACUGCUACCGGGCUCUCCGCCGGUCGAUGGCGAAGAUUGCAGACCAGAAUCCCACCAAGUUUGGCACAGAGAGGUCUUGCCUCGAGAAACAUGGCCUUGCACUCUUCGCCAGACACCCGCUGCAGACCACUUGCCAGGGCGAGAUCUGCCAUGUCCACGACUCAGACCACUCCAUGCACAUGUGUUUGCAUCCAGAUGACAUCAAGCAAGUCCUGGACAAGGGAUGGGGCCAGAGACACCCACUCGCCUGGAGAAGCCGACUUCUUAAAAGCCCUGUGUCUGCUGACUUUGUCAUGAUUUAUGCGCCUCGAGGUAAGAAUUAUGACCAAGAACUUCAAGUUGUCUGCAACAUCAUUCAGGCAGCAAUCUGGUAUACCCUUGCCGAGGAUGUUGAAUUGGGCGUUGAUCUCAAAACCGCAUAACUUCAACGAGCCAAUGCCUGAAAAGAAGCUGAAUGAGACGCCCAAAAAUGAGGGAGGGUCCUAGUUUAAGUUAAAAGGAUAUAAUAGGACGC